Cylindrotheca closterium is the source of this 1173-nucleotide messenger RNA. NCBI's taxonomy places the organism in Eukaryota, Bacillariophyta, Bacillariophyceae, Bacillariales, Bacillariaceae. The record is from the annotation of a GenBank genome assembly.
AUGACUUUGUACCCCUUACUUGAUGCGACCCCCUUUUACAAUUCCCCAGAUACUCUGCGACCAAACAUGCACAAUUCUGAUGUCAGUUUGCAUCAUCUUUCUCCCAAAAGGAUUCUUACUUUACUUCCGGCCCCCCAUCAACAGGGAUCUUUGGUGUCAAUCAGAACACUAUUCACCGAGAACACCAACAAAAUUCAAGCCUUCAAUUUUGAAAUCAUGAGAGUUACGAUUCUAACACUCUGCACCGUAGCUACGGCUGCAUUCACAUCAACAUUAUACUCUCGGCGGGAUGCCAAACAUCACUCCAGCACCACGACCACGACAAGUCUUCAAGAAACCAUCGCUCCACCAAACCAGAACUUUGGCGAUCCAGCACAGAACAACUUUGGAGAUCCGGCACAAAAUGGUAGGAUGGCUCCAAAUAAUCAACAAGGCGGUGCCAUGACGACUCCGCCACCACAGUUUCGAGAUAGUGCUCCUGGUGGUCUCUGGCCCGUCCAAGACAAAUGGGAUCCCUCCAAUAGCGUCUUGGUGCAUGGAGAAACCCUCCGCACCAGCAGUUUACCCGUGGAAGUCAACAACAUUCACAUGAUGCUCAAAAGUGAUGGCCGACCCAUUGUGGCCAAAUACGAACUCUGGAUGGGACCGGACUAUACCCCCUGGAUUUUGCAAGCCUACUCGGAAGAUGGCAUCACGAGACCAGUCAAUGCUAUGAUUGCCACACCCAAGCGGGAAAACACCAUUGCCAUUCGGAAUACGGCCAAUAUGGAAUUUCCCUUUGAAGCUUGCUUGAAAAUUGACAACUCGUUGGGUGAGGUCCGACAGGCACUGAGUGACAUUGGUGGUGGAAACACCAAGAUUAUUCAGGGAGGUGCACUCCGAUCCUAUCCCUUGCCCGAGGCUGUGGAGAGUGUCCAGAUCCUCCUCAAGACGGAUGGAAGGCAUCUAAAAGCCAAGGUGGAGCUCUUGCAAGGUCCCAACAAUGUCAAACAAGCCUUUGAAGUCUAUGCCUCAGAUGGAAGCUACCGUCCACUGCACAUUGUCAUUGAUACUCCAGGAGGCGGCAAUAUGGUCCGGAUCAUUAACAAACUCACCAUGGAAUAUCCCAUUCUCUCCACGGUGGUACCAUUGGCCGCCAAGAACAAGGCUACUGGUGACAUCACCUACUUGUAA